Messenger RNA from Meloidogyne enterolobii, 429 nucleotides. The record is from the annotation of a GenBank genome assembly. NCBI's taxonomy places the organism in Eukaryota, Metazoa, Nematoda, Chromadorea, Rhabditida, Meloidogynidae.
GUCCACCUUCCCUCUGAAAAUGCUUCUAAAACAACCAAAAUGUAUCCAACUACAGAAUUUUCUUUAAGUGAAGAAGCAUCAAGUACAGAUGCAAUGGCAGAAUAUACAUUUAGAAGUAAAAGAGAAGAAUAUAGGAAAAAUAAAAAUGUUGAGGAAACAAUGCCUAUAAUAUUUGAAAGGAAUAAUCAAAGACAACAAAAACAAUUUCCUUUUUCUAAAAAAGAAUUAAAUAAUAAUAAUAUUGAAGAAGAAAAACAAAAAAGACGUAAAUCAAGCACAGCAAUAAUUAUACACAAAAAUAUUCCAAAAGGGCCAGCACCUUUAGUUAGAGUAGAUUCUUUAAUUGAAUUAACUACAACAAUUAGUAGUGGUGGUGGGGGAUGUUCUUCUUCUAAUAAUAAAACUUUUGGAAAUUUAAAAAGAACAUAA